Messenger RNA from Ornithodoros turicata, 1175 nucleotides. RefSeq lists its product as uncharacterized. NCBI's taxonomy places the organism in Eukaryota, Metazoa, Arthropoda, Arachnida, Ixodida, Argasidae. The coding region runs from base 111 to 872 and encodes 253 amino acids. The transcript has 10 exons. The record is from RefSeq and is a predicted model, not a curated record.
UCUUGCCUCCUACUGCACAGGAGUGCGUUGUGGUGGACGAGUCGACACCACAUCUUGAAGUCCCUCUGUCUGCAAGUGCAGAUGUCGAGCCCUCCGCUGUGCACGAAUUAAUGGUGAUAGAUCCGUCAUUGUCAAAUCCUGGUCAUGUGGUAAUCGGUGAGCCCGCUGAAAUGCAGGAUGUCACAGUCUGUAGAAGUGAAACUCCACUGGAAAAUGGAACUGUUGAAUUUGAACCUUAUGUUGCACAGGAGUGCAUUUUGGUCAACCUGGUCAACCCACCAGUGCCGCUUUUUGCACAUCCACAGUUCGAAAAUGAACUUCUGGGGGAUGCUGACAUUUCAUCAUUCUCAGCAGUUCAUUUUGAACAGCAUGAACCUGACGGUUCCCUGGAAAUGCCGUCCAGCUCUGUGCUUGUUGACAGCGAAGAAAUGCUACCAGGUUGCAGCAACGCAAGUGAUAUUCCACCGUCUCAGGAGCGCCUGUACUGUGGUGGCAAACCUUGUGAGCACGAGUUCCUGAUUGCUGAUCUAAAACGCCGACUGAAUGUUUCACAGAAAAGAGUCAGGCAAUUGGAGCAGAAGCUAGGGGCUCUUGAAAAAGACCCACGAACGUGCCUGGCACCUGACCAGCUCCGAAGUAUGGAGAACAGUGAUGCACGUGCUAAUAGGUGGGAUGAUGCAACCAUCCUCAAAGCAUUGAAGACACGACUGGCGUGCGGCAGGGGGGGCUAUGAAUUUGUGAAGGAUAGACUUUUUGCCACUACCGUCAGAAAGAACCUUGCAAAGAAAGAUCGAAAAUGUGAAAUUUGGACCAGGUAUUCUCGAGGAGCUGCUGCCAGCACUCAGAGUAAAGCUGGAGCAAAUGCGCAGUGAUGGCCACUAACUACUUCUACAGUAGUUUAACUAUAACUACUAACUACUUUGUGACUGAGUAGUUUAACUAGUAGUUCAACUACUUUUCAGGGGAGUAGUUAAAACUACUUUUAACUACUGCAAUGUAGUUUAACUACAUCUAUAACUACUUAACGUUGUCCACCAACACCAAUCCCUUGUAGUGUUCUUGGACAGCUAAAUAUGAAUCACAAGCAAUAAUAAACUUUGGCUCAAGCCAUUGCUACGAUCGUCAAAUACAAAGCUUGCGGCGGGAUUCUUUCUGUGCCUAGGCGAUAAACUAAG